Molecule: messenger RNA, 298 nt
Organism: Staurois parvus
Lineage: Eukaryota; Metazoa; Chordata; Amphibia; Anura; Ranidae
Source: the annotation of a GenBank genome assembly
UUGAUGGGCACUGCAUUGAUGGGCACUGGGUGGGCAUAGGCAUAGGUGGGUGGCACUGAUGGGCACAGGUGGGUGGGUACAGGUGGGUGGCACUGCUGGGCACAGGUGGGUGGCACUUCUGGGCAUGGGUGGACGGAACUGGUGGAUGGCACUGCUGGGCACCGAUCAUCAGGGCACUGAUCAUCAGUGCCCUGAUGAUCGGUGCCGAUCCCUGCUCUGACAACUGCCGGUUCUCGGCAGCACUUUAAUCGCGCUCUGACAGCGUGAGGAAAGUGCAGCUGAGAACCGGCAAUUGCAU